UCCAGUUUGCAGGGCUGUCUACUGUGGGGCACUCGAGUGGUCAUCCCGACCUUACUGCGUACCCGAGUCCUGGAGGCGUUGCACGAGGGACACCCUGGCAUCGUGAGAAUGAAGGCAUUAGCACGCAGCUACGUAUGGUGGCCGGGCCUCGACGAGGACAUCGCUAGAUGGGUAAGCUCCUGCAACCCCUGCCAGGAAUCCCGUCCAGCUCCUCCUAUUGCCACCCCUACUAAAUGGGAGAGCGCCAGCACUCCGUGGUCCAGAAUUCACAUCGACCUGGCCGGCCCUUUGCAUGGGAAGAUGUUCCUAGUGGUCGUGGACGCAUAUUCUAAAUGGAUUGACGUAGCUCAGCUAUCCACGACCACCAACGUAUUAACACGCUUGUUUGUUACACACGGGCUACCCGACUCCAUUGUCUCCGACAAUGGCCCACAGUUCACAUCAACCGAGUUCAGCCAUUUCGCUGCCAACCUGGGUAUCCGCCACAUUUUCACAGCCCCAUUUCAUCCUGCCAGUAACGGAUUGGCUGAAAGGGCCGUCAGGACCACUAAAGAAGGAACAAAUGAAGAUUGA
Molecule: messenger RNA, 573 nt
Organism: Pseudonaja textilis
Lineage: Eukaryota; Metazoa; Chordata; Lepidosauria; Squamata; Elapidae
Source: RefSeq, a predicted model, not a curated record